AUGGCGGGCCCAAAUCUGGAACUAUUCAAGUUUGGCCUUUAUGUCUUUUUUCCCGUAGCUGCAAUGUAUUAUUUUGGCAGCCCCGAGUUUUACGAGAAGCAUAUUAGUAGGCCAUUGAAUGUAAAUAUGGCCACAGCUUCAGAAUUGGUUGUGGACGCAAGGUGCGAGAUUUCAGGGAACUCGGGGACUAUUCGUUUUGUAGGUCCUACCGAAUUCGCUCCUGGAAAAUGGGUCGGUGUUGAACUGGAUGAACCUUCAGGAAAAAACGAUGGCUCAGUGAAAGGCAAAAAUUAUUUUGACUGUAAACCAAAACAUGGGGUCUUUGUAAGACCCUCACAAGUUAAAUCUUUACCCAGCUCACAACCUUUACAAAGUCAGGUUAUUCAAGGCUUUGCCCCGCCCAAUGAUACGAACAAUAAUAGUAACAUUGCGACCCGAAAUGGAGUUCGUUCAUCACUUCCAGUCUCGUUGGGUGGCAUACCAACAUCUACUAGAUUCAAUAAUUCUGGAAUACCCAGUCCUCUCCGUUUAACAAAAGGACAGCAGAAUGUUCCAGGAGCAUUAAGCUCGCCAUCAGGUGAUAAAUUUAACUAUCGUGGUCCUACCAGUCCUACAUUUUCCAAGAGGCCGCGUGGGGUUUCUGAUGCUAGUAACAUCGAUAUUAAGAAGAUGGACAUUAGUGACCAAGGAUUUAUGUCUGGAGAAGUAAUAGAAGAUGAUGAGCUUGAUGGUAACGGGAAAUCUUUACCCGAAGAUCUAAUUGAAGAUAAUGAAGAACAAGAAACUUCAGCACUUAAGGUUGAGACGAACAAAGCAGAUAUGUAUAAAUUCGAAGUAAAGAACGAAGCAGCAAAUUCUUUAGAUCCAUACUCAUUACAGGAAACCCCUGCUCUUCGCGAACAAACCGUCUCACAAAAAGAAUAUGAAGAAUUAAGAUUGAAACUUAAAAUAUUAGAAAAUAAGCGUCAAGAAGAUAGGGAGAAAAUGCGUGAACUUGAAAAAUUUAAGUCCGAAGCUGAACAGUUUAUGGCUGUCAAGCCAAAACUACAAAGUAAGGUGACGGAAGCGCAACAGGAAGUAAGAGAGCUCAGAAAGCAGUUGAAAGACAUUAAUUCCGAGAAGGAACUCUUUGAGGGAAGAUAUAAUGAAACGGUAGAAUCCCUGGAGAGUGUGACACUAGAUAAGGAGUUGGCGGAGGAAAAGGCAGAAAAUCUGCAGCAUGAGGUGAACCUGUUAAAAGAAAAAAUAGAAGAGAUUAGUGUAGAUCUUGAUGUAUUUAAACAAGAGGGUGACAUUAUCCAAAGUAGUAUAAAUGGAGAAGAAAGACCAUCCGUUGAGAUUAUUCAGCUCGAGAAGCAUAAUGAACGAUUAAAAGAGGCACUUGUUCGACUUCGUGAUAUUUCGAGUGAACAAGAAGCCGAUCUCAAUAAGAAAAUAAAGGUAUUGGAAAAAGAGUUAACAUCACUUCAGGACAUUCAAGUUCAAUAUGACCAAACAAAUGAUCAACUGAAAUUGGCCCAAGCUCAAAUAGAAGAUUUGAAGACUCGUUUAGAUGACGCCAAAAAUGCGGUAGACAUGCUUGAAGAACUUACUGGGCAGAAUCUAUUUUAUGAAGAGAAAAUCGAGGAACAACGUGUUACAAUUGAGGACCUUGAAGCCCUUAAGGAAUUAAAUGACGAGCUCGAAGAAAGUCACAUUGAAAACGAAAAGCAACUUCAGGCUGAGAUCGAUCACAAGGAUCAACUUAUCAGAGAAUACAUGAAACGCAUCGAAGCGGCAGAAGAAACGAACGCAGAUUAUGAAAAUACCAUUAACCAAUUCCGCGAAUUGGUGGCCAACUUGCAGAGCGAUUUGGAACAAUUCCGUCAAAAAGAAACUCAAUCCUCGGAAUCGCAAAAUCUUAGCAGUCAAUCACAAGCUAUGCUUAGUUUGAAUAUUCAGUUGAAAUCAUCUGCACUUAAAGCACAAGCGAAACAGAUCGAUUUGGAACUUCGAAAGCUUGAUGCCACGCAAGCUUCAGAAAAUUUGGAUAUUAUUCAGUCCUACUUGCCCGAAGCAUAUUUCAGCACCGAGAAUGAUCCAAUUCGUUGUUUACUUUUGUUGAAACGUCUCGUAUUUAAGUCAGAGUUAAUCGCCAAACAAAUUGAACAAAUUCAUAAUAUUCCGGAAAAACUAAGCAGCACUGUUCCGGAAGAGUUAAUUGCUGUUUGCGAGUUACGGCAAAAAUUGGCAUGGUUUUCCGAUUUGUCUAAGCGAUUUGUUUCAUUUGUGAGUGGUUGUCCUGUCGAGACGUUCCUUAAGAUGGGACAGGUAUAUCACGAUCUUGUAGGAACUGAACGCCGUAUACAAGUCAUCGUAAAUUUGCUGAGAAAAGAAGAGCUUAAAGAAGCGGAGCGUAUAGUUGAUGUACAAAGAUCGAUUGCCCAGCUUGAACAUUUGGCGGAGAUUUAUCUCACAGGCACUAAAAUCGAUGAAGCAGAUAGAUUCUAUUCGUAUAGUAGAACAAUUGAUUUGAACGCAGAUACUAUAGCAGUAACUCUCGGACAUGCCAAACAAGCCGUUGCACUAGCAUGCAAAGACGAAGAAAUUAGCGUUGCCGAUGGCAUUGAACAAUUUAAUUCCGACUUCUUCCAACCCUUGCAAAGCUUAGUAUCGCAAGCUCGAAGCAGUAAGGUUAUGGCCAGGAAAUUACUUCGUCGUCUUGAUGAUCUAGGCGAAAAACCAUCCAUGUUGAAAUCCGAACUCUUACCACAAUUUAAGAUGGUCUACUCGAUAAGUACAAAACUUACAAACUUUUGUCAUGAGGUUUGGAAAGGGAUUUCCGCUUACAUAAAUGAAAAAAAAGGUACAAAGGAAGAAUUGCAAUUAAGCGGACUUCAGCAAAUUAUUUAUAAAGUGACCGAAAAUAUUUUAAGUGUCAAUGAAACAAAUAUGUGGGAGGGUUGUAUAAAGUCAUUACAAACUUUAUGCAAGGAAAUCAAUGAUUUAAAUAAUAUUGCUAAUGACCCGGAUCAGUCGACUAAUAUAAUCAAGGGUGAAGCUCCCUGGCUUACGAGAUCGACAGCAUUAAAGAAAGAAGUCAUUGUCAAUGCCGACACGGAACGCAAGUUGCAACAAGCUGACAAAGAAAUACGUGAAUUAAAGACGGAAAUUAAGAUUAAGGAACAAAAACUGCAAGAAGAAGGCGUCAAGAUUGAACUAUUAGAAAAACGUAUGGAAGCUGCAAAGAAACAGGCCGACAUAAUCGCCGCUCUCGAACAAGAGUUGGCCAACUCAAGGAAACAAGAGUCUGACUUUGAGGAGGCUAUGGAAAGUCUUCAAUUAGAAAUCGAAAGUCUGGAGCAGCAGAAUAGACAGUUCGCCGUUGACAUCAAUGGACAAGUUUCACCCGAAAACCCUAAGUAUCUUAAAGAUGGGGAAGAUGAAUUAGACAAAGAAGGAAUUGUCAUAGUGACCGAUGCCAAUCCGUUGGAGACUGAACGUUUAACUAGUCAGAUCGAAUCCUUGAAGUUUGCAGUUCGUUAUCUAAGAGCAGAAAAUUCCCACUUGAAGGGGAAGGACGCAUUAAAUGUAUUAAAUUGGCAUCUACAACCUAAAAAACAUCGUAUAAUUAAAGAGCAGAAUGAAGAAUUGUUAAGGAAUGCGGCAGACGAGGCUAAAUCAUUGCUCAAGCAAUUCCGCUCUGUCAGCUCAUCACCUCGAAUUGUUGAUCUCACAAAAACGGUAGAGAAUCGCAAAAAAUGGCAACCGUUAAACAAGUCACCUGAAUAUCAAUAUCAAAUGCAACAAUCGGUCAUGUAUACAUUACAACAGCGGAGUAAUAAAUUGAAAUCAAAAAUCCAACAGCUGGGGAAGACAACUCUCCAAGUGCCCUCAAAGGACGGUAAUGCCGUGCAAAAUUCUUCGUAUCUCGGACGGAUCAAACUCCCUCUCUUAUCUUCAGGAAAUAAUGAUGGUCCUCAUUCACAUAGCAUCAAACUUAAAAACCCUUCUGAUUUUGAAAAGAUUCAUACUAUUUUUGUAAAUUGA
Molecule: messenger RNA, 4029 nt
Organism: Acaulospora morrowiae
Lineage: Eukaryota; Fungi; Glomeromycota; Glomeromycetes; Diversisporales; Acaulosporaceae
Source: the annotation of a GenBank genome assembly